GCCAAUCGCUGCUGCUAGGGGUGGAGCUGGAGCUCCAGCAGAUGAAACCGAGUGCCUUUCCAGCACAGUUGGUCUGGGCGACUGAGAGAUCUGUUUGUGGGGAGAGGAGAGCUGGGACUGCGGCUCCAACGCGCUCCUACCCCAGCAGCACCGCAGGAGCGGCCGUUACCCUCUGCACAUCGGCGACGUGAAGAUGAAAUCAUCUGACAUUGACCAGGAGUUGUUCACUGAAAGUUACUGCAGAGUGUGCAGCGCGCAGCUAAUAUCCGAGUCCCAGCGCGUGGCCCACUACGAGAGUCGGAAACACGCCAGCAAAGUUCGCCUCUAUUACAUGCUUCACCCCAUCGAUGGAGGCUGCCCAGCUAAAAAGCUCCGCUCAGAAAACGGCAGCGACGGUGACUCGGUGGAUAAGAACAAAUGCUGCACACUAUGUAACAUGUCCUUUACCUCAGCAGUGGUGGCUGAAUCGCAUUACCAAGGGAAAAUCCAUGCCAAAAGGUUAAAGCUGUUGCUAGGUGAGCCGCCGGCGCUGAAGGCCACAGAGACCCUGGGCUCCCUGAAGCAGCCCCGCGCGGACCGGCCCCCGGCAGCAUCCCCACCGCAGCCGCGCAGGGACUCGGACCGCUACUGCCAGCUGUGCGCCGCGUGGUUCAACAACCCCGUCAUGGCCCAGCAGCACUACGAUGGCAAGAAGCACAAGAAGAAUGCGGCCAGGGCUGAGCUGCUGGAGCAGCUGGGGAAGACACUGGACCUGGGUGAGCUGCGAGGCCUGAAGCGCAGCUACACGUGCAACAUCUGCAACGUCACACUGAACUCCAUAGAGCAGUACCACGCGCACCUGAAGGGCUCCAAGCACCAGACCAACCUGAAGAACCAGUAGCAGCACAUGGGCUGGAGCGAGGAAAAGCACCGAGAGCUCUGCUGCAGGAGCAGCUGCUGGGCGGGAGGAAGGAUGCUGUCCUGGACAAUGAUCCCGUGCAGAGUCGAUGACUAACACGUAACUAACCCUCGCUUUGGACAGAUACAUGGAUAUAUAUAUUUUUUUUUAAUUUUGUGGUGAGUUAAAAUAUUUCAAUGGAUUUUUUUACCCUUUCAAGAUAAUAUUUAUUCAGCACAGUCUAGAGAAUGAUAACUAUCGUGUAAAUACGGCGCUUAAUCAUCACUCAUCGUCAGAGACAGAGGAAACAAAAUAUUUUACUUUUUCAUAUUUAUUCUUAGAUUUCUUCCGAGAGCAUAAAAAUAUUCUAUUACAUUAUCCACGGUAGUGAUGUAAUCAGUCUUCAACCAGAAAUAAACAUACUUUCUUCACCUUCUCCAGCAUGGUUUGUGUCGACACGUUGACAGCCCAAAGUGAAUCGCAGGGAUUGAAUAACGGAUGAAUGUUUUCCUUUCCUCUUUGUCUUCAGAGAAACAAAUGGUUCACUGAGCGGAGAAAGCUAAAAUGAAAGCGUAGGAUCCUUUUCCUGCUGGUAGGACUGCUGAGGGCUGGACGGGAGCUGUCUGCUCUGCUGACUUUGGACUCACACCGAUGCCCAAUGCCCCUCGCUCUGCAGCAGGGAGGUGGGUGCAGGGUGGGGAUGCUGCCAUGGAGGCUGCUUCCAGGACGUGGAGGCAGGACCCCUGCUGGAACACUUCCCAGUGCUGGCUGCUCUGGAGAGCCCCCUGGUCCAACCUGAGGGCUGCGCAGCUGUGGCAGGGACUGGGUCCUUGCUAACAGGGAGGAAAAAGCCUCGAAGGUUUGGAAAGAAAACAGUGCAACGCCCUCGGAUGUCCAAGAGGUGUGCUGUGUGGAUCCAGGCUGGGUCCCCAUCUGCAGCUCGUCUGCAAGGUGUGAAUUGCUCACCGCUGCUGGGGUGAGGUGAGAUGUGAGUACCUACCCACUGGAAAUGAGGGGGCUUGCAGUGGUGUUAGGCUUUCUGCUGCAGUCAGCAGAGAGAGACCAGAUUUCUUGCCUCGCCUGCUGCAAUGCGAAGAACUGUGAUAACCAAGAUCAAAUUUCAAGUAUCUCCUACAACCAAUGCAGAACAACCCUUGCUGUGCCCUGUGUUCUACCAGCUCGUUUAGUGCACUUUGCAUGCAGCGAACCUGUCUUGCGAAUGUUGAUAGAGAUUAAGCACCACCUCUUCCAGAGCAAUCUGGCUGGUUUAUGUAUCUGUCGUAGCACAAUCCUUCUGAGACCGGCCAUUUCCCUGCUUCUGCGUCUCUGAAAUAACAGGCUCUGACAUUUCCUCUUUGAGCACGCUCAACUAGAGGCUGUCUGGUGUCUUUGGAAGGGAGUGGUGAUGUCUACAGCUCCAUCAGUUCAUUUACCAGAAAUGCAGCAUCUUGAAGAGAGCAGUGCCCCACUGCUGCUGGCUCUGCGUUGGGAAACUCUGAAUUUAACCCCCAGCUUGCCACGAGGGCCUGCAGGUUUGUGAAUUCUCUGCCACGUGAACAAACCUUCCGUAGGUGAUUAAUCUGAGUCCUCCAUCUGCUUCUCUGCACGCUGAUAAAUCAAAGCAAAGGAAGAACGUGCUGCUCUGCAUUUUGGUGUGGAGCAGCAUUGUCCUUCAGAUGAGGGGCAGUUGGGCACAUCCCCUGGAAACCUGCGGCUGUGGUGCAAAUGUCAUUUGAUCUGUUCACAGCAUCACUGCUGUCACUGUAUGUCUGUACCAUGGUUGCUGGUAAGUCAGCGAGCUCGGUAGCAGAGGAUGCUGUGGGCACUGCUUGCUCGUGGAGGAACAGAAAACAGUCUGACAGCUGCAAGCUCUUUGUGCCUCUCCUGCCCUGGGGUGCUCGCUGCGGGGCCGUGCUGCUGCACCCGACGGGCGCUGCAGGAGCAAGCAAAGGGCUCGGCUCCCCUCACUGCUGGCAAUGCUGUGCCACUGGUUUUAUUUACUGUCUCACCUGGGACUCUGAAAUCCCUCACUACCUCGCUACCAGGGUCACCUGUUUGAUGAAAACAACCCCUUUUUUUUUUUGUCGGCGAAAACGAUUAUUUUACCUUGAGAAGGCAAUUAAAAGCCCAGACUCACCAGAUGUAUUUUUAAAGGACUCUUUGCAAAUCUUUGGGAGAGAAGAGAAAUAAUUCUCCUAAAUCAGGAGGAAGAUCAAUAAUACAUGUUGCUCCGCAGAAGGCCGUGUUUAUUUUGCCUGCCAGCAAUGAAACUCAAUAGACCCCCACCAGUCGAAGAAUAAAUGAGGCCUCUGUGGUUUUGCAUUGCGGGUUUCUUGUGUGUGUGUGUUUUUUGUUUUGCUCGUUUGUUUUUGUCAUAUGAAAUCUAUUGGCAAAUAAUGGGCAAUGAUCAGUGCUUUAUUUUCAUUUGGCAUUUAAUCAAAGGGACAUGCUACAUCCGUACAAGAGCUGGGCUGAUUGCUUGACCAAACAGGACAAACCAUUGUUCAUCCUCACGGCUGAUGGAAUAAAGAUGAAUAUCGUCGUGUUUGAUCAUAGAGAUUACAAAGAACAUGGGGGAAAGUCUCCCACUCCCCUUUUUCAGCUGUGACAAGUGGGAGGCACAGAAACAAAAUUCACAUGGUGGAGGAAAAUGACUGCACUGCUGAGGAGGACAGCGAGCACAUCGUUACAGCGUGUCCCCUUGGUGCUGUGUCCUCUUCCCUGACUGCUGCUGCACUUCUGCCUUCAGCUGUGCAGAGGGAAAGGUUGGGUACGCUGCAGAAUGUAAUUGUUUACUCUCUGGGGUCAGUAAAAGUACUAAAGCAGCUCUAUGUGAUUAAUUUGUGCUCUUGCAUCAAUGCCUUUCAUGUGUGCAGGAGGACGGGCUGUUUGCAGAUGAGUAAGCAUCUCCUUGGGUUCCAUAGCUAUGGGGCUCUUUCGUUUGUCACGUUCUGGGUGAUAAAGCAAGGCAGUGUUUCUGAAAGUAAACUGCCUCUUUACAGAGAGAAUGUGGCACAGAAAUAGAGCACACCACUCAGGCGGGUGCGGAAUUUCUGAGCUCCUUCCCCCCAGACUCCCGCAGCCCUGCUCCUCCUUCCAGCUUGCGCUCAGGGUGCUGCAGAGGUGAUGUUGCCAAGAGGAAGAAGAAUUGCCUAACUUGUGUGCUCAGGUAAUCGCUAUGAGCUAAUUGCAGCAAAUUAAUUACAGCACAAACACAAUUUCUUUUCCCGGGCAGGUGUGCAGAGAGCUCUGCUCUUGCUGCAGUGCGCUGGGCUGAGCACACAGCCUGCAGCCCGGGUCCUCCCCAGCUGUGCUGCCUGCCUGCUCAGAAGCAGUGGCUGCGGGCUUUGGUCCCUAAAUCCUUCUAAUCUCUUGCUUUUCUGAAGUUCAUCAGGCCCUCAAAGCAAGACAUAAAAAGACAAAUCUCCUGGUGGGAAGUCAGCGAUCCCUGCAGAUCUGCCUCCAGACUGCGCGCUUUGCUCUGAUGUUGAGACGGGUACAGCAUCCCAAGCUUAAAUGCUGUGCAGAUACAUCUGGGAUCUUUGGAAAUGGAUGCAGUGAAACCCUUGCAUCCCUUGAGGUUAGUUUAAAUGGAAAGGUGAAGACUUUUGCUUAUAAUUUCUUCAUUAAAACUACAGGGGCUGCAUUUUUCACGCAGCACAGCUAUACGUUACAGGAGGUAAUUUCGUUCCGCUCAAACAUUUUCGCAGCUUAAAAUUCUGCAUAAAGGAGUCUGUAAAGAUAAUAACUGUCAGUCUGGCUGCGUCAUGCAUGCGCAUUCCUGAGGAGCAGCGUUAACGGGAGCACUGCUGGUGGCUGGAGGUGUGAUUCCAGCACCAGAGCUGUGAUCCUGUAGAUGUGUUUUGCUCAAGUUUUGCAGCACACACCAAUACCGUUCCUCGGGCUGUGAUGCAAAGCCAGCAGGUGAUGUCUCAGAAGGCCAGAAGCUGCUUUCCUGUGGCAUUCUAUGCUCAGACACAUUACAGCACAAAUAAUGCAUGUUUUCUUGACUGGCUUCCUGUGUUAAGGCAAUAGAGCUCUAUGGCAACAGUCUGUACAGUGACUCUGCCCUGAGGCACACCACUUAAUACGAAGAAAUUAAUCAUGGGAGAAGAAUGCUCCUCGUGUGUAAACGGUACUUUCUUUGUUAAGUUCCUCUUGCAUCAGCCUCAUUAGCUAGCCCUGACCUUUAGAUCCACCUUCCAUACUCUUCAAGUUGUGCGGGUGAAAUCCCUCCUCCAGGCUGUGCCAGCAGCUCGCCAUGGUUCUCUGGGUCCUUCUGAGCUCCUGAGCGUGCAGCUUAAGGUCCUCUCCCACUGUGAGAGCUGGUUGGAACCUCCACGUUUGGUGCAGCGAGAGGCAGAGAGGACCCAAUUUGGUUGUUAAAUAUUCGUGACCUAAGGGAAGAAAGAGCAAGCAGGCAUUAACAUCCGUGUGUGUCCCCCACUUACAUUACUGCGCUGAGCUUAUUGCAAGACUUGUCCCUCCGUGGUCCACUGCUUGCUAAUAGAGCCUCGCGGUGUGCUCAUACAUCUCUGACAAUAGCUUUUGUCUAAUAUGUUUUUAAUCAGUGUGUGCAUUUCGAUUUGCAUAUUAAUAGCAAAGAGAUGUUAUUGUACAGUGCUGUUGAUGAGACGGCUGUCAUGCCCAGCCUUCAAGCUGAGGAGAGAAAGAAAUCACAUCUAUUGUAUAAGAGGUGCAAUUGCACAUGUUUUAGGAUCUACCAUUCUCUGUCUCUAUUUAUCUCUGCCUUUCAUUUUCAUUAAGAGCUCGGAUGGGUGUGUUCUUUUUUUUUUUCUGUUUUCUUUUUCCCCUAUGAGCAAGCAUAAUUUAAAAGGAUUUUGUGGCUGUUGUGACAGCUCCAAGCCAGCCUAAAUACCACAUUUCUACUGGACAUUUUUGACUUGCAAAAUGGCAAAAGCUUGAUUUCUUUCUGUUUUCCCUAUCCCCUUUCUCAGCUCUUCCCCUGCUGUGUCAGAUGACGCUGAUGCUGUCAGGGCUCUGGAGUUUGGAGGGUGAGUUUCUGCAUGUUGGUUUUGCUCUUCACUUCCCUUCCCACUUGGCUCAGCAGGAAAACGGCCCGAGGGCAAAAAGCCAAGAGUUAAAGGAGUGAAAUUUAAAAGAGAAAUGAAGGAAGUUGGAAACAGAGGAAAAAAAUCCAGAGGAAAAAGCGCAUCCCCAGCAGCCUGACCCUUCUAAUUGCUAUUGGAGCUCCCCGGCAGGUGGAGAAAAAGCAAAUGUUUUGGCCAGCAUGGGCUGGGUGCCGAGGAGCCUGCUGUGUGCUGCUGGGAGUGAGCAGCAGCGUUCAGCCCAGUCCGCUUUUAGCAUCACUAAACUUCCAACAUGCUCUCCUAAUCCGAGAUCAAAGCACACAGUCAGCAGAAGGCAUUUGGAGGGAGAACAGAGCUCCGUUUUCCAUCCGUUCCCCUCUGCCAACAAAGCUGUUCUUGCUGAGCAGCGCCCAGCACGGGGUCCUGGAUCCCACCGGCUUCUGGGAGCGGGUCCCUGCCCCUCCUGCCAGGAGCAGAGCUCAGGGAGAGCCCCUGGGGGCAUCCCCUGUGCUGUGCAGAGCGGCAGCAUCAGGCGCACAACUGCGGAGCGGAGCAGGAGCUGCUCACACACGCGCCGUGUAAAUAUUGAGUGACAAUAUUUUGAAAGAGGAACCUCUCUGCGAGAUGGGAGGCAGCGCAGAAUUAGGGGUUUUCAAUCACGGCGGCUCCACGAGAAAAGAAGCGCAGCUGCUGCUCUGAAACGAGGCUGAAUCCUGCAGACACCCACUGCCGUGCGGGACAAAGUACUGCGAGGUGGGAGAAAUCCCCGUGAGCGUUUGCUGCAGAGAAAGUGGCUGGAGUAAUGAGACCAAGCAAAGGCGUGGGACGGAUGUUUCACUCCAGAGCUUCAAUCCAUUUAUAUAAUCACAGUUGUUAUCGCAGUAAAUGUAAAUAACUGAUUGAGUUCAAAUUUAGUGUUUGACGACGCUGAUUCUUUGUGAGUACACACUGAAUUCUUGGAGAAUUGCUUCAUUUCAUCAGAUAGACCCACAGUGUUUUCAACAGCCCUUUAGGCAUUUAGGUAGGAACAUACUCUGUGAUUUUUCUUGCUCUCCAAAGCAUAAAGCCUCUUACAAGUCCAUGUUUUAAUCAAUUGCUUGAAUCAAAGUAUGUGGCAGUUUGGCAGCUUGCCCUUUGCUGCAUUGCCAUAGCUGGAAUAAUAGCAAUAAUGGUAUCAUGAGAAUACAAAAAGGCUGCUUUGCACCUUGUCAGCCCACGGCAACAAAUAACCAGGAUGACCUUAAUUUGUUUUCUAUCGGAUGUGCUGGCCCUCAACCUUCAGUAGCAUCCAAGAUGGGCAUCAGAGCCACAGUCCGUCUCCCCAUGCGAAGCAGCAGCCUCCCUAAUUAGCACGUGUGUAUCCCAGCAGCUGCUGCCCUGGUUGGGGUCAUGUGGGGGCUUCACCCUGUGCGGUUUCUGCUCUGUGCCGGAUGGAUGCUGCGUCCCUGCAGCCAGGGCAGAGCAGGACAGACCCCACUGUGGUGGUCCCAGGGCUCUUUGCAGAGGGCUGUGGCAGCCGAAAGUGAGGUGAGAUUGGAACUGUGGGGCUGGAGGGGCUUUCAAAGGUCUGGAGACAGCUGCAUUCAGAAAUAGAUCAGAGCAGCACUUCCAUCCAAAAGCAAGAAAUAGUAAAAAGUGGCUUCAAAAUAGUGCUGUCCGUGAUAUCCCACUUGUGCACACUUUUAAUGAGGCUGGUGCUGGUCUUAACAGGAGAAUGGCCUCAAUUCCGUUAUAGCUUUGUGCUAUUGAUAACAAUGCUUCUCUUAAUGAGAGCGUUAUUUUCUUUGUUGGGAAAUGUAGGAUGCAGCAGAUGCACAGCGUUAAAUAAUGAACAAGCGACUCAGCCAGAGCCAGGUGCAUGGACAGUGCCCUGCUGGGGACGAGGGGGCCCUCGGAUGGACACUGCAAGGAUGUGCUGUGUGUUCAUCCUUGCAGAGCAGAAGGAUGGAGAUGCCCGUGCUGCUGGGUGCUUCGAUUCCGCUGCUGGGAGGGGGCUCCUGCUUUUGUUGGUGCCAUGGGGCUCUCUUCCCUCGGCUUGCCCUUGAGGCAGAUCGCUCGCAUCUAUGCCUUCGGUCACUUCUGUAGGUUUCAGCAGUGUGCACCUUUGGCAAGGUCUGGCCCAAGCCCAGCUGAGGUGAUGCCUCUGUACCACCACUGCCACAGCUGCCUCCCCCCGCCCUGCUAUGAGUCACUUCCAAAGACACUUUUAGAUCAUUAAUGCAGAGAUGCAUUAAAAUGAACCUCGGUAAAAUGGCAACGCUGAUAAAAGCAGCCCCCAUUCUCCACCCACUCCGUGCCCCAGUUCCUCAGGUUCAUUUCUGUCUUUGAAUCAGACAGAGGGAAGCUCCAAUUUUCUUCAAAAUCGUGUCUGGGUCCCAAAGGGAGCCUGGUGCAGACACACAGCUGCUGGGCUCCUGCAGAGACACUGGGGAGCAACUGGAAGCGAUGGAUUGUGCUGGGGGCAGUGGCUUUGGGGGGGGGGGGGUGCAUUGGCAUGUACUGUGCAGUCCUACACCAAGCUCCAAGGAUUGCAUUUGUGCUGGUGAUGCCCCAGCUUUGGGGUCUGUUGCAUGGAACAAGACCAAGCAGUAACUGAAUGACAUAAGGUUUUGCUUUAACACUGAUGAGUUGGGGAAAUGGCGAUCACAGGAUGUUAUUCCAUGGAGUCAAAGAGGAAAAGUCAAAUGGAAAUGGAGGAUAAGUAUGCAAGAACUAAAGCAAAGCAACUUGUCGGGGAGACCAAAGCCACCACUGAGAUAAAUCCUUACAGAACAGAGCUGAAGAGCCAGAUGAUGACAUGCUCUUUCCUAGUGAAUUUACUCAGUGGCAGUGAGGCACAGAUGAUCAGCAGGGCGGUAUAAAUCAGCAAAGUGUCCAAUACAUCCCAGCUGCACUGAUGUGACCCAGAAAGCUCCAUCAAGCUAUUACAUCAUGUGCACAAGACGAGCAGUCAAGCCCUUCUUUACCGGUAGAAACCAACAUUUUGGUAAAACUCAUCUUUAUUUUGAAUGUUGUCCUCAGCAUCACAUUGGUGGCCGCUUAACAAUAAGUGCCUACAAGUCCUGAAAGCCAGAAGGCAAAAUCAGCAGGAGCAUGGCUGGCAGGUGCUGAGCAUUUCUUUGGGGCCUCAUACACCAGGAACGCGGGCUCUGGGGCCGCUGGGAUGCAGGGUUCUACCUGCAGGCUUUCUGACUGUGAUAAUGGGAACAGGGACUGGGGGAGUUCCUGCUGACUUUCACCUUCAUCAUCAGCUCUGUGUAAAUUAGUGUUAGUUGUAGUGAUGGUAAUCUAAGAAUAUAGGCAAAUUAAGGUUUAUAGUAAAAAACAGAAUUUAUAGUGAAAUGCACAGCUUCUUUUUUUUUUUUUUUUUUUUUUAUUAGAGCAUCCAAUACAGUUGAGAAAUGGACAAGCUUUAGGGCAAAGAGGCCCCAAAGGACUUCUCUGGGUCUGAAACAGAAACAAAAAGCUUCAAGCAAGAUUCAGGCUGGGAAAAAAUUCAGCUUCAGUUUAACAUAAUUGUGGCAACAAAUUAGAGAGUUAGGAGGAAAAUAUACCAGUAAGCUCCUGUAAAAUUAGCUGUUAUAAACCUUGUGUAUUAUUUCAAAUCUGGGGUAUUUAAAUCCUGUUACAACCACCACCCAAUUUCCCAGUAUUUAAAAUACAUUUAUUGUUUUGCAAGGGACAAACAAAUUGGAACUGUCACUUGGCAGAUGUGGGUUGCACACGUUGUGAUCCGCCCGUGGGGGUUUUGUACAACGCAUUCCGUUGUUGUUCAGCGUGUCGUUUGUACGUGGCAAUGCCCAACCCGGUCACUUCUGUUCCGAGAACAGGAUAUUUGUGUAUGUCCCAUUUCUGAAGCAAGCACAAUCCGAGAUUGUAUUUCAAAAGGAAUGUUAAAAAUAAAUAAUUUGAAAUUCAUACUGAA
Messenger RNA from Numida meleagris (helmeted guineafowl), 9853 nucleotides. RefSeq names its product zinc finger matrin-type 4 (gene ZMAT4). Gene Ontology annotation, cellular component: nucleus. The transcript is spliced from 7 exons. Gene Ontology annotation, molecular function: zinc ion binding; nucleic acid binding. The record is from RefSeq and is a predicted model, not a curated record. NCBI's taxonomy places the organism in Eukaryota, Metazoa, Chordata, Aves, Galliformes, Numididae. Bases 194 to 880 code for a protein of 228 amino acids.